GUGCAGGUUAAGUGCUUGCGCACUCUACGAGCUGCCUAUUUAGGCAUGGUGAAGGUGAAACCCUUCAACACUGCAUCCUCCGGAUGUGCGGCGCUGGAACAACAUCUUCACGAGAGUAGAAGGACAUUCCAAACAGUAGAGUAACAACGUGUAAAUCCACAACUAGUCCCGGUGCUAACGAUGGCUGGUAACCCUGUCCCAGUACCUGUUCCAGCCGCCGAUGUAAAGAUUCUGUGCAUUGAUGACCUCCGGAUCGAGGCGUCCGAGAAGUUGCCUGUAGGCGCAAGAGACUUCUACAACUCCGGUUCUACUGACCAAAUCACAAUCGCCGAAAACACGACCGCAUACGCCAAGUAUCGUGUGAGGCCUCGCGUACUGGUAGACGUCUCCAAAGCAGACACAUCGACAACAUGCUUCGGCCGCAAGGUCUCCUUCCCGCUUGGUGUCUCGCCAGCAGGCCUCCAAGCAAUGGCUCACCCAGAAGGCGAGCUCGCCACAGCUCGUGCUUGUGCGCGGAGAGGAAUCAACAUGGCCAUAUCCUCCUUUGCCAACUACACCAUAAGGGAGAUCCGUGGAAGUGGACUUGGCGUCGCCCCAAUCAAGCACGCCAUCCAAAUGUACACGCUGAAGGACCGAGGCCUUGAACUGAAGAUCAUCCGUGAGGCGGAGGCGCAAGGUUGUACUGCUAUCUUCCUAACUGCAGACUCGCCCGUGCUGGGAGUACGGUACAAUGAAUGGAGGAAUGACUUUAGAACGCCCGACGGUCUCGGCUUCCCAAUCCUAGGCUGGGACUCCGAACGAAUCCGCAAGCAAAGUCACGAUGACAGCUUCAUGACCUUCAACGACGAUGCCCACAACUGGGCUCGGGACAUUCCAUGGUUGCGUAGUGUCACGAAAAUGGAGAUCUGGAUUAAGGGCGUUCUCACCGCGGAAGACACGCUCAAAGCGAUCGAGAUGGGCUGUGACGGGAUCAUCGUCAGUAAUCACGGAGGGAGGCAACUGGACGGCGUGCCGGCAACGAUCGAUGCGCUACCAGAAUGCGUCGAGGCGGCUGCUGGACGGAUCCGUAUUCAUGUUGAUGGUGGCAUACGCUCGGGAACCGACAUGUUUAAGGCGUUGGCGUUAGGCGCCGAGUACGUCUGGGUAGGGCGGCCAGCGAUCUGGGGCCUUGCGUAUGCUGGCGAGAGAGGCGUAGAGCUGAUGCUCGAGAUCUUCUACAAUGAGUUCAAGCGCUGCAUGCAACUGACAGGCUGCAAUAGCGUCAAGGAUAUCACGAAAAGUUGUCUGGGCGUUGUUAGACCGGAUGGGCCACUUGCCAGAUUGUGAAUUAUAGUAAUGAACUUUCAGCUAUCCAAGCGCAAGUUUCAAUGGAGCUUCUCACCAUG
This is a messenger RNA of Baudoinia panamericana UAMH 10762, 1385 nucleotides long. RefSeq lists its product as uncharacterized. The record is from RefSeq and is a predicted model, not a curated record. The coding region runs from base 181 to 1326 and encodes 381 amino acids. The transcript is spliced from 4 exons. NCBI's taxonomy places the organism in Eukaryota, Fungi, Ascomycota, Dothideomycetes, Mycosphaerellales, Teratosphaeriaceae. Gene Ontology annotation, molecular function: oxidoreductase activity; FMN binding.